UGGGAGCGCAGCUGCCGCCGGGUCGCCGCGGGAAGAACCCCGCGCGCGGGCUCCGCCCCCUGCUGGUCCUGCCGCGCCCCCACGUGACUUCCCGAAAGGCCCAGAAACCGCCCUCCCGCCGCUCAGUUUCGUUUUCUUGGGGGCUCUGGGCUCUCGUGCUGCCGUCGCGGCUGCCGUGCCAGCGCUUUCGCGUCGGGUCCUCCUAGGAGCGCCAUGGCGGAGCUGUCCCUGGCCGACGAGCUGACGUGCUCCAUCUGCUUGGAGCCCUUCAAGAUGCCGGUCACCACUCCUUGCGGCCACAACUUCUGCGGGUCGUGCCUGAAGGAGACGUGGGCCGUCCCGGGCGCGCAGUACCUGUGUCCUCAGUGCCGUACCGCGUACCAGGAGCGGCCGCAGCUCCGCAAGAACACCGUGCUGUGCGCCGUGGUGGAUCAGUUCCUGCAGGCCGAGCUGGCCCGCGAAGCGGCCGCCGACGGCUGGACGCCACCCGCUCGCGCCGCGGCCCCCAGCCCCGCCGACCAGGUGGCCUGCGACCACUGCCUGAAGGCGGCCGCCGUCAAGACAUGCCUCGUGUGCAUGGCCUCCUUCUGCCAGGAGCACCUGCAGCCGCACCUGGACAGCCCCGCCUUCCGGGACCACCCGCUGCAGCCGCCGGUUCACGACCUGUUGCGCCGCAAGUGCCCUCAGCACAACCGACUCCGGGAAUUCUUCUGCCCUGAGCACAGCGAAUGCAUUUGCCAUAUCUGCCUGGUGGAGCACAAGACCUGCUCGCCUGUAUCCCUGAGCCAGGCAGGCGCUGACCUGGAGGCCGAGCUAAAGCAUAAGAUGACCAUCAUGUACAGUCAGAUCAACGGUGCAUCGAGAGCGCUGGAAGAUGUGAGAACCAAGCAGCAGGAAGUGCGGGAGGCUGCACAAAGAAAGAUGGAGCAGCUCAGACAAGACUACUUGGAAAUGAAGUCUCUCAUUGAAGCUUCAGAGGUCAACGCCAUACGAAAGAUAAAGGACGAGGAGAAGAGGGUCAGCAGCAAGUUUGACACCAUUUACCAGAUCCUUCUCAAGAAGAAGAGUGAGAUCCAGACUGUGAAGGAGGAGACUGAACUUGCCCUGACUAAAGGGGAUGAGUUUGAGUUUCUGGAGCCCUUCUUCUUUGGCACAGGGGACCCUGCAGAGCAUGGCACGGCACCCACACACAAACCACGCCCUUUGAAGAAGGUCCCGAAAGAAGAAAAGAAACCCAAGAAACCUGGUGCUGCCUCACCCAGCAAGACUCCCACCUUUGGAGCCCCGGAACAGUUGGUGGACUUAAAACAAGCUAGCUUGGAGACUUCAGCCAAAGCCACCACCUUGCAGCCGAACUCAACAUCUCUCAAGGCCAAGGUGCUGGAGAACUUCUUAGCCAAGUCCAGAUCUGAGCUCCUGGAAUAUUCUGUGAAAGUCAUCCUAGACUACAACACCGCCAACAACAAGGUGGCUCUGUCGGAGAACUACACUGUAGCAUCUGUGGCUGAGACACCCCAGAAUUACCGGCCACAUCCCCAGAGGUUCACAUACUGUUCUCAGGUGCUAGGCCUGCACUGCUACAAAAAAGGGAUCCACUACUGGGAGGUGGAGCUGCAGAAGAACAACUUCUGUGGGAUCGGCAUCUGCUAUGGCAGCAUGGAUCGCCAGGGCCCCGAGAGCCGGCUGGGCCGCAAUAGUGCCUCCUGGUGUGUGGAGUGGUUCAACACCAAAAUCUCUGUCUGGCACAACAAUGUGGAGAAAACCCUGCCUUCCACCAAGGCCACGCGGGUUGGUGUGCUUCUCAGUUGCGACCACGGCUUUGUCAUUUUCUUUGCUGUCGCUGGUGACAAGGUCCACCUGAUGUAUAAGUUCAAGGAGGACUUUACCGAGGCUCUGUACCCGGCCCUCUGGGUGUUCUCAGCAGGUGCCACCAUCUCUAUCUGCUCCUUUAAGUAGGCAGGCCACAGGCUGACUGCCUGUGGAGUGCCCAAGGCUCUCGUGAAAAUGCUGCGGGGGGAACUCUCUCAGAGAACUUUCCUGAGAGUCCUCAGGGGUGACAGGAUGGGAAGGAGAGUUGGAGGGUAGGGAGAUGGGAUAAGGGAGGGAUUUGGCCAAGGAAAGUGGUAGGGGGAUGAUUGUGUUGUGGGCAAUGAAGUGUUUCUGCCCCCUGUUGCCCAUGAGGGCAGAAUACCCCCUCUCCCCUAGUUAUGGUAGAACCCUAGGCAGCUGGGCGGCUGGACAGGGCUUUGGGAGUCAAGUCAUUAGUGUCCCUUUCCUCUUGGAGAAAAUCUCUAGUCACUGCAGGUGUUUUCUCAGUCCUCUUGGCGUAUGCCCCCUUGCUUCUCUGGAAUAAUCUUCAGAUUUUGGUGUUUUGAUUACUCUCAACAGAGUUAGUCUAUAGAUUAAAAAAAAAAAAUCUAAGUCGUCAAAUUACUCUCCCUUCCCAACAGUACCCACAUGUGGGGGUUGGGGUGAAUGCUCAGUUCCUGGUUAUUUUCUGUGCUUGAGGAAAACCACCCACAGCAGGCCUCCACCCAGACCUAAAUUUCUCGACGACGUGUGUCCUCUUCCUCCACUGGAGAAUAGCCCUGCCUCCCUCCCUACCCUACAACACCUCAUUACCCAAUCGAGAAUUUUAAACUGUUCAAUCCAACAGGAACCUUUUCUGUCUAAGGUUUAAAACCAUGAUCUGAAUCAGUCUAUGUUGAAUUUGUGAUUCAAGGUCAAGGUGCCCCAGGUCCCAUGUGGAUGGAAACCUCUCCGACUCCCAAGUAUUACGAAAGGAGUCUCAGCAGAGAUGCUUUGGCUGCAGCCAUGGAGCCUUCUUCCCAUAUCCUAGACUCUGGGCCAAGGAACUCCACUGGGCGAGAGGGACCCUGACCUGGGUUGACAGAGGUGUGGUGGUUUUGCUCUUGUCAAAGUGUGUUGCCUUAUUGGUAACUCUCUUCAGGGACAGCUGCCCCUCCGCAGGAUUGUGGGGUACCGGACGGGCUGGUGUAGAUACCAUUGUGGCCAGCACCGUCUAGCAGAUACCUAAGCUCCGUAUCUGAACCCUGCUAUCAUGGGACAGGCCUUAGGGGCCUUCCGGGCCACACUAGGUCACCCUCUGGGGUGACUACCUACUGCCAAAAGGGCCCUUCGCAGAUCCCAUGGGCAACAGCAGCCUUCCACAGGCUGCAGACUCAGCACUUGGCCCUCCAAUGAGUCAGGCCUGUCGCUGGCUCUGGCCCCUUCUGCUGUCUUCCUUGUUUGAGCCAAUUCCAGAUGUGGGGAUUGACCAGGCUAGCGGGGGUCAGGAAGAUUUUAUCAGGACCAGCGAGGGGACAAGCUGUAGAGCUCCAGCACAAGGGGCUAUUUUCCCUGCAGUGUUGCUGUGCAGUAAAAAUACCCUCAGCCCACUAAGGGGCAGGAGUGAAUGGAUUGGUGUUCCAUUCCUGAUGUUGUCAGGACAUAAGUGGAAGAGGAGAAGAAAUUUCUAAAAGUGGAAGAAAUUUCACCUCUUAUGGUCAAAUGAGUCCUGCUCUGGGCUUGCCCAAGACAGAAGCUCAGGCCAGGCCGUUUGUGAUAUGAAAAAGGGCACCACUGGGGAGGUGAGGUCCCCAGUCCUUUUCAUAUUUGAGAACUGAACGCACCUCUGGCCUUGUGCUGGAAUUCCAGGAUACUCUCUCUAGUCAGGCCCAGUGCACUUGGUAUUCCUGACAGAAGUGUUGACCUGUGUCAUCUCCCGACAAGGACUUUCACUUCCUUGGAAGAGAGAUCGUCUUUGUCGGGAAGCCCUCCCUGCAAUAGUUGAAAUGUGGUUUUUAAAUAUUUUCUUCCUUUGCUACUGGGAAGAAUAGUUCUUUGGUGAUUCUUCUCUGCCUUUGGAGAUGGCCAAAAGCAGCUUCAUUGACAUUCCAAAACAAAAGCCUUGGCUGAAGCCAAGUCGUACUUGGGGAACAGCUGGGCUUAGAGGAGAAAGCUGAGGAUGAACCCAUGAGUCCUACUGUGGCUCUUCUGCAGAAAGGAGGGCGAAGGAGAGGCCAUUCCUGGCGAUCCUACAGGGCAGCAGGAGUCCCUCUGUUCAUAAAAGAGGCAAGUAGGUAACCCAAGCUCUGUACAAGGUGCUUUGGAGAGGUAAAUUGAGGAGCAUGCCCUUGCUGUCUCAAACCUUACAUUCCCUCACCUUGUAGGGCUGCUGCCUAACCCUAGAGUCCUAGAGUUAGAGGAACCUUUGUGUUCAUCUGACUUCUCAUUUUGCAGAGUAAGUCAAAUGGGGAGAUACGGAUGACUGCUUACCACUCUUGCCAACCUAUCGUGGAGGAGAUGCCUCUCAGAUGCCUCCUACAUGCCCCCUGGUGCCCUGGGGAAGUGUCAGACAUUCCCAGAAACACAAAAAUACUAUCUCAGACCCAGGGAUUAGGGACUGUCUCAGUCACUCUGGCAUGAAAAUCCAAAGGUCAGGGUCAAGUUUUUGUAUUCAAGACUGGUUGGCUGGUUUCCCCUGUUUUAAUGACUGAGAUGGAUCUGCGAUUUAUAACUAAUACUGAUAUGUUCUCUCUUACUUUAUUCUGCCCCCGCCCUUUGAUUUUAAUUAAUUAGGAGUAUUUGAGCUGUUACUUCUUAGCUGCUUUUUUAGAGUUGAUUCUUUAGGAGAUAACGAGGGCUGUAGACGUGGAUCUUUUGAAACCUACGAGAAAUACAAGGGCCAAAGUUGGCCAACAUGCCUUAGAAACUUGGAAUGUAGUAAAGCAGUGUUUGGUAUUCUUCCUUGCAUCACAGGGUGUGUAGACAAGUUACUUACCCAGUCUUGCUGGGGUCAUUAGAUAACUGCCUACAGGGCUGUGGUUGCCCAGGCCCCACCCAGCUGCCUCCAGGGCUUGGGAUUUCAGCAGACCUAUAGCCUAUUUGAGGCCGGCCAAGGGUGAAAAUUCUUGAUAAAGAAUUCUCAAACUGAUAGGAUAUUCUUCUGGGUUUUGCUUCAAGAUAAUCCAAGGAUGGAUGUAGGGAGAAAGGGGUGGGGGUGGGGGGGUAUGAGUGAAAAGAUGAACCACAAGCUGAUAAAGAGUGAAACAGUAAUGUGAUGUGAGGCUUCAUUAUAAUAUCAUGUUUUUCUACUGUUGUGUAUUUUGAAAAUUUCCAUAAUAAGUUAAACAUAAAUAAAACAAUACACAGCCCAGGCUAGUGAUGGGCUCUGUUCUGUGGAUUUUAUCCUUGUUUUGCAGAGGGGUAGGAGUUGCGGGUUUGAGGUUGUCGUAUACGGUUGUCCCCCCUUAUCUGAGGAGUAUAUGUUCCAAGACCCCAGGAGGAUGCAAGAAACCAAGGAUCGUACCAAACCCUAGACAGACUCAUGUUUUUUCCUAUACAUACAUACAUACUAAUGACAAAGUUUAAUUAAUAAAGUUAGGCACAGUAAAAGAUUAACAAUAAUAACUUAAUAAAAUAGAACAGUUAUACAAUAUACUAUAAUAAGAGUUAUGUGGUCUUUCCCAAAAUGUCUAAUAAUUGAUCUGAUAACUCAGAGGGCUACUAAGUGGCUAACAGGCGGGUAGCAUAUACUCAUACAGCAUGGAUAUGCUGGACAAAGGGCUGAUUCACCUACCUGGAUGGGAUGGGGUAGGACACUGAGAGAGUGUUAUUUCAAACUGCGUGCAAUUUAAAACAUGAAUUGCUUAUUUCUGUAAUAGUUUCAGUCCAUGGUUAACCAGGGGUAACUGAAACUGCAGGAAGGUGAAACCAUGGAUACGGGGAGACUACUGUCAUAAAGCAUUUAGCCUUUGUCCCUGGUUCCUGGUGGGGAAAUUCUAAAUCCUUGGAAUUUCCCCCAGUAAGAGGAGUAUCUUUGUUAUUCAUGAGCCCUUUGGAUCACACCUGAGUUUAUGCUAGAAGUUGAGAUGACCCAGGAUGGGGGGCUGGUCACCAGAAAGACCAACCAUGAGAUUACAGGGUUGGGAUUUUGAGCCAGCCUGACCUCUACAGGGAGAGGGGCUGGAGAUGGAGUUGAAACACAUGGCCAGCGAUUCAGUCAGUUAGGCCUUUGUAAUGAAAUCCCACUAAAAACUCUGGACACUGGAGCUCUGCUGAACACAGUGAUGUGCCAGGAGGGGAUGCACCCUGAUUCCACAGGAAGGGGGUUCAGAAGCUCUGCAUUUGGGUCCUUCCUAGACUUCACUCUGUCUCUCUUCAUUUGGCUGGUCUUGAUUUGUAUCCUUUACAAGAAAACUAUUCCAAGUAUGGUGCUUUUCUGAGCUCUGAGUUCUAGUGAAUUAUAGAACUUGAAGAAGGUCAUGUGCUAUAGACUGGGUGUUUGUGUAGCCCUGAAAUUCCUAUGUUGAAACCUAACCCUCAAUGUGAUUAGAUCAUGAGGAUGGAGCCCUCAUGAAUGGGAUUAGUGCCCUUAUAAAAGACCCCACAGAGUUGCCUCACCCUUUCUGCCAUUUGAGGACAGAGCAAGAAGCAGCAGUUCUCACAAGACACUGAAUUCCCCAGCGCCUGGAUCUUGGACUACCAGCAUUCCAGAGUGUGAGAAAUAAAUGUUUGCUGUUUAAACCA
Molecule: messenger RNA, 6531 nt
Organism: Hipposideros armiger (great roundleaf bat)
Lineage: Eukaryota; Metazoa; Chordata; Mammalia; Chiroptera; Hipposideridae
Gene: TRIM25
Product: tripartite motif containing 25
Exons: 8
Coding region: 214-1956 (580 amino acids)
Molecular function (GO): protein binding
Source: RefSeq, a predicted model, not a curated record